AUGGCGAUGACGAUCUCUGAUCUUCCAGAGGAUCUGCAAAGGGAGAUUGUGUGUAGAGUUACACAGAAAGAUAUGAGAGCAGUGCGGUUAACUUGCAAAACGUGGGACACUUUAUGGAAAAGUGAGAGGUUUAGGAAGAUGCACAUGUGUAACGAAGAAGCAGCAAGGGAAGAAGGGGAGUCUCGGGUGAUAGCGUUGAUAGAUUGGAAUCUUCAUCUAAUUAGCGUGGUGGUGGACGACGUAGAUCACCCAUCUACAGAGAUUAAAGGAAAACUUAGUUGCCUAGAUGAUCAACAACAACGACAACAAGAGAAUAUAAUGAAAGUCUGUCACUGCGACGGGUUACUGUUAUGCGCCUUGAAAGACAGUUUUAGGCUGCUUGUUUUGAAUCCGUUUUUGAGGCAAACCAGGUGGAUCGAACCACCUAGUUUUUCUUUUCCCUGCUUAAGCGACCGCUAUGUAUAUGACUGCUACAGGUACGCUCUGGGAUACGAUUAUAAUAAGAACUCACACAAGAUCUUAAGGUUUAUGGAAGUAAAAAUGUGGCUCCGAACUGGACACCUGUUUUGCUACGAAAUAUACGAAAUCUACGGUUUCGACUCUAAUUCAUGGAAGACUCUAGAUGUGGGUACUCCACACUGGAGUAUAACGAAUCAUAAGGAUUGCGUUCCUCUCAAGGGGAACACUUACUGGCUUGCUACACUACAUAGGAACUCAUACUGUCAAUAUGAUGGCCUAGUCUGUUUUGAUUUUACAAACGAGAGAUUUGGUCCCGUUCUCCCUCUUCCUCCGGACGAGGAUGAUCUUCUUGUAAAGUAUGCGGUUCUAUCUCGUCUUAGAGGAGACAAGCUUGCCCUUCUGUUGAAGUUUCAUCAACCUACCGUGGAUGAGAUAUGGGUUACGACUGUCAUUGACCCCAGUCAGGUGUCCUGGAGCAAGUUCUUGAUACUGGAUAGGAGACCAGGGGUCCCCGAGCUCUUUUGGGAACUGUUUCCUAUAGGUUUCUUCAUUGACGAGGAGAAGAAAGUCGCUAUGGUUUUGGAUAGUAAAGGAAAACUUAGCAUCUUCGGAGAGGAUGGAUUCUUUAGACAAGUGGAUCUCCCCGUACAUCCUCUUCACCCUAGCACCAAUAACUAUCAUCAGGUGUGCUUUCUUUAUACUCCUAGUUUAGUGCAAAUCCACAAGUCUCUUUAA
Camelina sativa (false flax) is the source of this 1194-nucleotide messenger RNA. Lineage: Eukaryota; Viridiplantae; Streptophyta; Magnoliopsida; Brassicales; Brassicaceae. The record is from RefSeq and is a predicted model, not a curated record.